Nezara viridula (southern green stink bug) is the source of this 1507-nucleotide messenger RNA. The record is from the annotation of a GenBank genome assembly. NCBI's taxonomy places the organism in Eukaryota, Metazoa, Arthropoda, Insecta, Hemiptera, Pentatomidae.
AACUGUAGGUAUUGGUAAUUAAAUGUUUAAACAGAUGAGAAAGAGGGGAUGAGCUGAGUAUUAUCGUGUGAAGCAGAGCAUUGAAGAGGACUAUAUAUGCUGCCUCUUCGCCCUGGGGAAGAUAGUCAGUGCCUAACCCAGCUAGGACGUCGCUCUACUUUGCCUUCUCACACAACACAUCUCGAGAGAUGACUGAAGAUGACGUGGCAGCACUGGUGGUGGACAACGGUUCAGGAAUGUGCAAAGCGGGAUUCGCAGGAGACGAUGCUCCUCGGGCCGUGUUCCCGUCCAUCGUCGGCCGGCCGAGGUACCAGGGCAUCAUGGUGGGAAUGGGUCAGAAGGACAGCUACGUCGGCGACGAGGCCCAGAGCAAAAGAGGAAUACUCACCGUCAAGUACCCGAUAGAGCACGGGAUUGUGACCAACUGGGACGACAUGGAGAAGAUUUGGCACCACACCUUCUACAACGAGCUGAGGAUAGCCCCGGAGGAGCACCCGGUACUCCUCACGGAGGCUCCCCUCAACCCCAAGGCCAACCGGGAGAAGAUGACUCAGAUUAUGUUUGAGACGUUCAACACCCCAGCGAUGUACGUCGCGAUCCAGGCAGUGCUGUCCCUCUACGCUUCCGGAAGGACGACUGGUAUCGUCCUAGAUUCUGGAGACGGAGUAUCCCAUACAGUCCCAAUAUACGAAGGGUAUGCCUUGCCUCACGCCAUUUUAAGACUGGACCUCGCCGGACGAGACUUGACUGACUUCUUGAUGAAGAUUUUGACCGAAAGAGGGUAUUCGUUCACGACCACCGCCGAGCGAGAAAUCGUUCGCGAUAUCAAGGAGAAGCUCUGCUACAUCGCCCUCGACUUUGAGCAGGAGAUGGCGACGGCCGCAGCGUCGACUUCUUUGGAAAGAAGUUACGAACUGCCUGACGGCCAGGUAAUUACUAUAGGUAAUGAGAGGUUCAGGUGUCCAGAGGCAAUGUUCCAACCAUCCUUCUUGGGGAUGGAGUCCUCUGGAGUACACGAGACGACGUAUUCCUCGAUCAUGAAGUGCGAUGUGGAUAUCAGGAAGGACUUGUAUGCCAACACUGUUCUCUCAGGAGGAUCAACUAUGUAUCCAGGUAUCGCCGAUCGUAUGCAGAAGGAAAUAACAGCACUCGCUCCAGCUACGAUGAAGAUCAAGAUCAUCUCGCCUCCUGAGAGGAAGUACUCAGUCUGGAUCGGUGGAUCUAUCCUUGCUUCCUUGUCCACCUUCCAACAGAUGUGGGUAUCCAAGCAGGAGUAUGACGAAUCCGGACCUGCCAUCGUGCAUAGGAAGUGUUUUUAAAACUGCUGAGAGGAAAUUGAGGAAAUGCUUCCAUGAGGUGCGAACCCCUGCAGGAUCUGCUGGACUACCCAAAUUCGACUCCAACGAGGAGCCUAAGCCUGUAUUUAUUCUUCCUUCGUUCUUCCAUUUAUUCCUGUUCUAUUUAUUUUGUAAAUUGUUAACAUUAAUAAAUAAUUGUUGGUGAUCAA